Molecule: messenger RNA, 2053 nt
Organism: Cottoperca gobio
Lineage: Eukaryota; Metazoa; Chordata; Actinopteri; Perciformes; Bovichtidae
Gene: rnf169
Product: ring finger protein 169
Exons: 6
Coding region: 62-1690 (542 amino acids)
Biological process (GO): double-strand break repair
Cellular component (GO): nucleus; site of double-strand break
Molecular function (GO): nucleosome binding; ubiquitin-protein transferase activity
Source: RefSeq, a predicted model, not a curated record
CGGCGGCGGCAGGGCGGGGUUUGUUUUGAGAGCGGACGGGAGAGAGAAGACACCAGGAAAGAUGGCGACCGCAGGGUCCGCCGAACGGCCUGGCAGACUUCCCAGCGCCGCCGCCGGCAAGUACCGGUCCGGGUCCGGAGCUGGGUACGGGUCCAGCCCGCCGGAGAACAAGGCGAAGAGUUGUGCGGAGGGGCAGCCCGGCGGCAGCCCGCCCUGUGGACACCCGGCCUGUCCGCUCUGCCGAGCCCAGAGACACUCCGGCUGCAGCGGAGAGCGGCUCCGGAGGAGUGACCCCGAGAGGAACAGCAGCAGGCCGGGCAGGAGGGACUGCGACAACCGGAGAGAGUUUUUCGUCUCUCCGGCUUUAAUCCCAAAAUGUUGUGACGUCUCAUCGGGACCGACCGGGAAACACAGGCUGCUGCUGUCUGAGGAGCGACACGAAGAGCCUGGCGUUCUGUCUGACUCUGAGAACGAGGAGCCGAUCAGCAGGAGGAUCAGAAACAUCUCGGCCUUCAUCAGGAAAACCAAAAGUUCUGCAGCCUUCACAGGUGGUUCUCAGCGGAGUCAGAGCUGCAGCGACCCGCUGGAGGACCGAGCGGGGAAGCUGAAGGUCGUGCGGCCGCCGGCCCUCAUGGACAGAGUUGGCAUCAGCCACAGUUUCACGGCGGGGAUCCUCCUCUCCUCAGAGAACAGUCGCUCCGCCUCGGCUCCCAUCGCCGCGCCCGACCGGAGGCUCACCUGGCGGGCCGUCGUCUCUUCGUCAUCCAACCCCCUGGCUCUCGCUCCGCCGAGACCCGAGCGCUCCAUCAGCCCCGAGAGCAACGACAGCAUCUCUGAAGAACUCAACCACUUCAAACCCAUCGUCUGCUCGCCGUGCACGCCGCCCAAACGCCUGCCGGACGGCCGCCUGGUUGAGCCCACCAUCGUGAAGUCCACGCCCAGGAACCUGACCCGCGGCCUGCAGAAGGCCACCAGCUACGAGGCCAGCCCCGCCGUGCUGCAGAAGUGGCGGCAGAUCGAACUCGACCGCCAGAGCCUCAAAGUGAACUCCAAGGCGACGCUGACAAGCCCUGUCAACGAGGACGCAAAGACUCACGUAGACGGAGUAACGCCCGCCAACAAGAGGAGGCUGCUGUUCGACCCUCCAGCCGGAGACACUGGCGCCUUCCAGAAAAAGAUCCGGGUCCCUGCCAUCCGCUACAGCAGCGAGGCGACUUUCAGAGGUUCAGACUUUGAGCCGGUCGGCGCCCCUGAGUCCUACAGCGGGGGGGCGCUUUUUAGUCGCAAACAGUCGUUCUCGCCGUACACGAAGAACUCUGGUUUCCAGUCAUGUAAAUUAGUGCCAAAGGACUCGCCGAGGAAGGAGGAAGGCCUCCACAACCAGUCUACCUCACGGAGGGGCAGGAAGCGCAAACAGAAGACCAAACACUUGGACUCGGAGCGCGACUCGGACCUGAAGAGGAGCCGUUCCGUCAGCCAGGACGCCUUCGACGAGCGCUACAUCCGUCAGAUCCAGCAGGAGCGCCAGGACCGCGCCAUCGCCCUGAAGCUGCAAAGACAGUUUGACCUGGAGACCAACAUCAGCCGGAGGAGGAGCCCCGACGCCUACUUCCUGCGCUCCUGGAUGUCCAAUCAGAACCGCAGGAGGCGUGGCCUGAGGAGAUCCCGACGAAUCAACAAGAAGCACUAGAGAGGAGCGUCUGCAGGGACAGACAUUAUGCAAAGUGACAAAAUUAUGAAUGUUUUUUUUCGAGGAGAAUCUGUUUAUUUUGAUCUUUUCACCAGCAAAUCACCAAAAGACUGAAUGAAGGUCGGCUGCGGUCUGAGGAGGACGAGCGGACGACAGGCUGGCUCUACAUUUAAAUUCAUUUACCAAAAAUCAGAGGACUGAUCAUAAAAACACUUGUUUCUGUAUUCAUCCACAUAAAACAUGGUCGGACCUUCAGAGCCAGAAACCAACAAGUUCGUAGAGCUGUCCCGAAGUUGUGAAGCUUCAUUCAUAACGUCGACAUUCAAAUUAUAAAGCAACAUUUAUUUAAAUGUUUUAAGUCUA